Moneuplotes crassus is the source of this 1731-nucleotide messenger RNA. The record is from the annotation of a GenBank genome assembly. Lineage: Eukaryota; Ciliophora; Spirotrichea; Euplotida; Euplotidae.
UCAGACAAAGAAUGGAGUCAAUCACAGAUGAGAAUUAUGGGGGCUCUCCAAGGCAUAAUUUUGUGAGCUCUCCAAAGUCAAGACUGGCUACCAAAAGUUCUGGGAGGAAGCGGAAAGCCGAGUAUAGAGACUCAUCAAUGCAAACAGUUUCAAAUGAAGGAGGAAAUAAGAGUAAAGGUGCCAAGAACUAUAGUCGUCACGAAAUCCUUCAAAUGGAUGAGAUGGAGAAAGAUAAUCUCAUGGACGAACUAAGUCUAUCUAACUCCUUACUAAGGGAGAAGAUCCUCGAGUUGAACGAGCUUAUAUUAAAAUAUAUUCUCACUAAAGACUCUAAAUCCGGCGCCAACAAGCCGGUUGGCCCUAGCUCUUUCGCGAAAGGAGAAUUCAAAAAAUUUGACUCAAGCGUGCAUCAGUGCCUCAAGCAGAUGACUCAGGUUCAUGAAGGAGUGGAUCACCUGAAGCACCAGAUGGAUAACGCCUAUGAGAUCGAGAAGAUCAACGAGCUAGAAUCAGAGCUCAAGUAUAAAAUGUCUAAGAUCCAAGAAAUGCUCAUCGAGAACCAAGUCCUCAAAAACGCCAUUAAGAAAGCUAAUUCUGAGAUCCAGGAUGUUAACCUCGAUGGCGAAUAUGAUUUUAGGCGUGCACAACUCGCUAAUGAAUUCAGAGAAGUCAAAGCAGAAUGGAGGGAAACUUAUUACUCCAAAAUUGACAAGCAAAAGCACUGUAUUCAGAUACAUUCUGACGCAGUCGACCAUAGCAAGAAAGUUCGAAAAAUGGCUGAUCUUAUACUUGAAUACAAAAACCUUAGUGACAAACAAAGAAAGGAAGCAACUCUUGAAGAGGGAGAUUUUGUUAUUGAGAAAGAAACACUUGAUAAAAUGGGUAUUGAAGUAGACAAGGCUAACCAGAAACGCCUCAGAGAAGAAAAGAAUUAUGAAGAUACUAUCCUACUUCAGGCACAGAAAAUACAAGAUAAAGAAUACAAAAAUAAGUUACUUGAGCUCAGAGUUAGGGAGAAAGACAAAGAACUUAGAUUAUGUGAACUCAAAUCUAAAGAAUAUAAGAAACAAAUCAGACAUAAUACGCUUAAACCAAUGCCUAAAGAUUCAGGGCCAACCCUUGAGGCACUUAUUAGUCCAAGAUACGAGCCAUUUGCUGGAGCUAAAAUGAGAUACCAGCAAGCAAGGAAUUACUUUUCUCCCAAAAAGAAGAAAAUAGUGAAGAAAAACAUUGAAAAAGAAGACGAAGUGGUUCCUAUAAAACCUAUAAUCGAGGAGGUCGUCGUUCACAAGAAUUACAUUAGACAAAAUAUCGAGAAACUAAAAGCAAAAAAGAAGAAUAUGAAAUAAGGUCGGACAACUGAUGGUCGACUCUGAACAAUUCAAUGCCAUGCUAAAGUCAUUUGAAAAUAAUGUUCCUAAAAAGCCCAAACGCAACCGGUCUCAUAAAAAAUCAAUCCUAACCAAUUCCCAAAAUAAAUCAACCAGAAGACGAUCUCAAAAAGCCCGUGUGCCUAAAAUAGAUCCAAACAACACAGAUUACACUAGAAAUCGUUCAAAACUACAAAUAUCGAAAACUCAGGUAAAACAUUAAAAACCAGGACUUCACAGCCAAGGUUCUUCUAGCCGUGAGUCUCAAUAGCCCAAACCGUUAGAACCAAGGCUAGAGGUCUCCUGACUUGUGAAGCGUUAAUAUAUUGCAUAUACAACAACUUUAAGCGCUAAAUUGUGG